Triplophysa rosa is the source of this 2522-nucleotide messenger RNA. RefSeq names its product Rho guanine nucleotide exchange factor (GEF) 16 (gene arhgef16). The transcript has 14 exons. The record is from RefSeq and is a predicted model, not a curated record. Bases 231 to 2207 code for a protein of 658 amino acids. Lineage: Eukaryota; Metazoa; Chordata; Actinopteri; Cypriniformes; Nemacheilidae. Gene Ontology annotation, molecular function: guanyl-nucleotide exchange factor activity; protein binding. Gene Ontology annotation, biological process: activation of GTPase activity.
ACUCACCUGCGGUGCGGUGCGGUGCGGUGACGUAUCGCACUCAGAUGUGAAUCGGAGGAAUGUGCUGCUAAACUCUUUUUGACAAAAAUUAGCAUGUUCAUUAUCACAUACAGGCGAAUCUGACAUGUGAAAUCACCGCGGUGCGUGUGAUAUUACACAGGUUGACUAGAGCGCGUGCAGCUCCUGAUGUUCCUUGAGUGACACAAACACGAAAGCAAAGCUCUGGUGCCAUGACUCACAGGAAGUCUGACGGAUCCGUGACGGACGAGCGAAGUGACCUGCUGCUGUCAGAAAAGCGCUUCAGUUCCGUCCUUCAGCUGGAGCAAGCGUCCGGUCGUUCAGCCUCCAGCGUGGAUCUGUCCAGAGCGGAUUCACCUGUGGUUCUCAGCACCCAGAGCCAAGCCGCCCGACGGCUGGGCACGCAGCAGCUCAUUCCCAAGAACCUGGCGGUGUCCAGCCGCCCAAAACACCGCCAUCACACCACCGUGGUGACCCUGCCGGUCAAGGAUCUGUCCUGGGAAGACUACGACAGCGAUGGAGGCGACGGCUCCUCGUUCAGGAGGAACCGCAGAAAUAAAUCCUACCGCGCUGCCGUCACCAGUCUGAACAUCGAGGCUUUGACAUGCGCAGACGAAACAGACCUUCUGCCUCCUGUCAGUGAGGACACGACCACGAGCUCCAAACAACCUGCCAAAUCGGGACGCAAGAGAACUCUGGGCAAACUCCGAAACAGAAAACAGGCCGGAUCCUUUAAAGAUGAGCCGCGGUUCUAUCAGGAGAUCAGAGAGAGAGGUCUGAACUCCAAUCAUGUGAGCACAGAAGAGGAUGACUUGAGUCCCACUGAAGCCACUGAGCAGGAUCAGGGGAUCGUGGUGAAGAACUACAGAGCAGCGUACAUCACCUGGAGUCAGUUAUAUCAGGUGAAGGAAAUGGGCAUUCUGGACAUCAUCACCCCCGAGGAACGUAAAAGACAAGAGGCCAUCUUUGAGAUCCUCACAUCAGAAUAUUCAUACCUGCACAGUCUCAGUAUUCUCAUCCGCCAUUUUAAAGACAGCGUGGACUUAAGGAGGACCAUGACCGCUACAGAACAUCAUCACCUCUUCUCCAACAUUUCUGUCAUCAUGGACAUCAGCAAACGCUUUUUUCAGGAUCUGGAAAAGCGUCACCAGAGACAUCCUGUGAUCCAGGACAUCAGUGACAUCGUACAGAAUCACGCCAGUCAUCACUUUGAACCUUACAUCAUCUACUGCUCCAAUGAGACCUUCCAGCAGAGAACCCUCCAGAAACUACUCACGACUACCAGUGCGUUUCGAGAGACUCUGAAGCAGAUUGAAAGCAGUGAGGAAUGUGGAGGUCUGCCCAUGAUCUCUUUCCUCAUCUUACCCAUGCAGAGAGUGACCCGUCUGCCUCUGCUCAUGGAUACCGUCUGUCAGAAGAGCCCUAAAAAUACAGCAGAACACUUUGCUUCCCGCUGGGCUCUGAAAGCUAUCAGUAAGCUGGUGAAGAGCUGUAAUGAUGGAGCGCGGAGGAUGGAGAGAACGGAACAGAUGUACACCAUCCAGAAACAGAUGGACUUCGGCAAAAUCAAGCCGUUCCCACUGGUGUCUUCAUCACGCUGGCUGAAGAAGAGCGGAGAGCUGGCGGUGUACACUGAAGAGCUGAGUCUCUUCAGAAAAGCUUUCAGUUACAAGAGCUGUAUUCUGUUCCUCUUCAAUGAUGUGCUCAUCGUCACCAAGAGAAAGAGCGAGGAGAGUUAUGUGGUGUUGGAUUAUGCCACUGUGGAGAACGUGAGCGUACAGGAGGAGCUGAGCGACUCUAAACUCAAUCUGAAACUGCUGAUGAAUCCCAACAGUGACGGCCGAUCUGAACACAUGACACUCGUGGCUGAAAGCAGACUGGACAGAGCUCGCUGGGUUACAGCUCUCUGUAAUCUCAAACACAAGAGCAUCACUGAGGACGGUGAAGCGCUGCCGCAGUAUGAAGCCACUAAAGCAUACCUGCCCAAAGCUCCAGAUGAGCUUAGUCUACAGCAGGCCGAGCUGGUCAUAGUCCUGCAGGAGGUGGAAGGCUGGUGUCAUGGAGUGCGAAUGAGAGAUGGGGAAAGGGGCUGGUUUCCUGCCAACUGUGCCACUCAGAUCACCAACCGCACGGCCAUGGAGAGCAACAUACAGCGCAUGGAGCGACUGCGCAAAGAGACCGACGUCUGACAAGACGGAAGUGUGUGUGCGUGCAUGCGUUAGUCAACAAACAAGAGACGUACUACAGGAACUGCUUCUGGUUUUAUUUGAGCUUGCUUUUGUUAAAAUUCAUGUUUGGAUACAUAAAAAGUUAUUUAAAAAUGUCAAACUGACCAGAUAUCAAAUUACUUUUAAAAACCAUUUGGUGUAAAAACUUAAGACCGAUUUAGAAAAACAUCUGCUGUUUCCCCAAAACUUUUAGCUGUCACAUAAAAAUAAUGGAAAAAAAAAACAGGUCUGCAUAGAGUCUGCAGGCAAUCGGUGGUAAUCUGGUCGAAAUGCAUU